GGACUGUUUUUUGACCGUAGAAGAAGACUGGGCUCCUCCAGGAAGAAAACAAACACAUGUCUGAAAGUCUCUGACGUCUGAGUGCAGACAUGACGAGGUGGGCGAGAGCCAACAACGUCCAUAAAAACAAGCCGGCUGAGGCCACUCCAUGGAGUCAGCUGAGAGGAGGAGGAGGAGCAGGAGGAGCAAGAGGAGGAGCAGGAGGAGGAGCAGCUCCUCACAGGGACCGUCUGAGAGGGACGCAGCCCGGAGGAUCAGCUGUGAAAAAACCAAACCGCCCUAAAAAAGAGUACGUCAGCGAGGACGUCAACGGCUUCCUGGAGUUCCUGCAGCAGAGCGGACAGGCGCCGCCCCGGGGGGGGAGAGGGGGGAGGGAGGAGGAGCGGGAGCUGCGGGAGGAGGUGGAGACGGCCCUGAAAAAAGACAGAAGACGAGAGGACAGGAGGAUUAAGAGACAGAAGGACAAGAAGAACAACAUGCUGUGUUUUAACUGCAGGAAGCCGGGUCACGGUCUGGCCGACUGUCCAGAGGCGGACCGAGACGAGGAGAUGGGCCGAGGCAUCUGUUACCGCUGCGGCUCCACCGAGCACGAAAUCCAGAAAUGUCGAGCGAAAGUGGACCCGGCUCUGGGUGAACACCCGUUCGCAAAGUGCUUCAUCUGUGGUCAGACGGGACAUUUGUCUCGGAGCUGCCCCGAUAAUCCCAAAGGACUUUAUGCACAAGGAGGUUGCUGUCGUGUUUGUGGUUCGGUGGAACAUUUUCAGAAGGACUGUCCGGAGCAUCAGGCUGCGACUCACUCGGUGACUGUCCCCUGGUUGUCCAACAACAUGAGUGCAGACUUUGAGGACGUCCACGUCCCGGUGAAGAAAGUCAAACCCAAACAGACAAAGGUGGUGAAGUUCUGAUUCGUGACUGCGACUCUGUUUCUCUCUCUGAUGUUUGGACUUACGAGCGCUCACGUUACUGCGGCGAAACGUUUUGUCCGACGCGUCCUGAUUCUGUCUGUUUAUAUUUAAAAAAACUCUAAGUAAAGUCCCGCUUCUGUACAUUCACAGCGUUUCUUUGCUCUGCAACACUUUCAUUAUCAAGAUAAAAUAUUGUUUAAAAAAGAUAA
Messenger RNA from Plectropomus leopardus (leopard coralgrouper), 1114 nucleotides. It is a transcript of the gene zcchc9, whose product is annotated as zinc finger, CCHC domain containing 9. Lineage: Eukaryota; Metazoa; Chordata; Actinopteri; Perciformes; Serranidae. The record is from RefSeq and is a predicted model, not a curated record. Gene Ontology annotation, molecular function: nucleic acid binding; zinc ion binding. Gene Ontology annotation, cellular component: nucleolus.